UAAAUUAAUUUUGCAAUUACUGCAAUCACACACAGCUUUAAUGAGACUAAACUACUUAAUCUGAAUAUUCUUUGCAAACAAACAAAUAUCGAUCAAAACGCGAUGAACGCGAAAAUAUGAACGCGGAUAUAGAUCGAACAUUAUACACCUAAACCCCGCUAGAUGUCAAUACAUUCGCAAAACAUUGGGGACAUAUACAAAAAUUGCUAUAAAGCAAAUUCACAAGUUCAAAUUAUUUCAAAAUAUUUUGUUUACAAUCUAUUUCCGUCACGUGACACCGGAAAUCCCCUUGAAUUAUCCAGUGUUUCCGUUUUAAAAGUAGAAUUACGAAUAAUAUUUGUACCUGGCAACACUAAUAUAUCGCCACGAAACAAAAGUUGUGGAAACUUUGUAAACAAUGUCUAAGUUGAAAGAAUAUUUAAACGAGCAAAAGAAAGGUAAUAACUCGGGUAGCGAAAGUGAAGGCUUGUUAUCAUGGAUGCCUACAUCGGUAUCUGUGCCGAUUCCGAAUAUAUUCGGUGAAAAAGAAUCAAAGGACGAUGAAAGCAAUUGGUUUAGCGCGGCAAAGAAAGACCCGAUGUGCCCAGCGUUGUCCAAGACCCAACGACUGCUUGGUUUUGGUGGUUGCUUGGUGGGCGGGGUGUUCUGUUUCUCGCUAGCAAGCGUCUACAUUCCUGUGUUGUUGUUUAAAGCACGAAAGUUUGCUCUGCUUUAUUCCCUUGGAAGUUUAUUCUUGAUUAACAGUUUUUCAUUCCUCUGGGGUCCAUGGAACCACAUGAAACACCUCAUGUCAAAGGAGAGACUCCCAUUCACAUUUUCGUAUUUUAUUUCAUUGUUUGCAACUUUAUAUUUUUCAAUGGGAAUGAAAAGUUCCAGUUUAACGAUAAUCGCGGCAAUUAUUCAAGUGGUUGCUUUGCUAUGGUACCUGGUCUCUUACAUACCUGGAGGUCAAACUGGUUUGAAAUUCAUUUCCCAACUUUUUACGAGCGCUGUUACAAAAACUGUUUCAAAAUCUAUGCCUGUAUGACAUCAUCAACUAUUGUGAUGUCAUCAAGAUAUUAUGACAUUAAAUUAUUGUGAUUUGUGAAGUGAAUAUGACAUCAUCCAGAUAUUAUGAUGUCAUCAUUGUAAAUAUUAAGCGUUGAAAUACAUUUUAUCCGAGAUCGUGUAAA
Messenger RNA from Ciona intestinalis (vase tunicate), 1172 nucleotides. RefSeq lists its product as uncharacterized. The record is from RefSeq and is a predicted model, not a curated record. Gene Ontology annotation, cellular component: membrane. NCBI's taxonomy places the organism in Eukaryota, Metazoa, Chordata, Ascidiacea, Phlebobranchia, Cionidae. Gene Ontology annotation, biological process: vesicle-mediated transport.